Messenger RNA from Suncus etruscus (white-toothed pygmy shrew), 1288 nucleotides. It is a transcript of the gene HOXB8, whose product is annotated as homeobox B8. Gene Ontology annotation, biological process: regulation of transcription by RNA polymerase II. Gene Ontology annotation, cellular component: nucleus. The record is from RefSeq and is a predicted model, not a curated record. Gene Ontology annotation, molecular function: DNA-binding transcription factor activity, RNA polymerase II-specific; RNA polymerase II transcription regulatory region sequence-specific DNA binding. Lineage: Eukaryota; Metazoa; Chordata; Mammalia; Eulipotyphla; Soricidae.
AGGCUUUACGCUGGGCUUUUUUUUUCCCCCCUAUUCCUGGAAAUCACCAAAAAAGUGCGGCUGCUUCGAGAUCUUCUUCGCCUUUUUCUUUUUUUCUUCUCUCUCCCCCCUCUCCUUCCUCCCUUCCCCUCGUCCUUUCCUGGCGAGGGCUGACUUAGGAGCCGGCGAAUCCGCGUUUUUUUCCUCUCUGUCUCUCUCUCUCUCUCCCUCCCUUUUCCCCCUCCCCACCCCCUCCCCAACAGCCCCCAACUACAGCCGCCGUCGCCGCCGCCGCCUCAAAAUUCAAUAAAAUGAGCUCUUAUUUCGUCAACUCACUGUUCUCCAAAUACAAAACCGGGGAGUCCCUGCGCCCCAAUUACUAUGACUGCGGCUUCGCCCAGGACCUGGGCGGCCGACCCACCGUGGUGUACGGUCCGAGCGGCGGCGGCACUUUCCAGCACCCGUCGCAGAUCCAGGACUUCUACCACGGCCCGUCGUCGCUGUCCACGGCGCCCUACCAGCAGAACCCGUGCGCCGUGGCGUGCCACGGGGACCCCGGCAACUUCUACGGCUACGACACGCUGCAGCGGCAGAGCCUGUUUCGCGCGCAGGACCCAGACCUGGUGCAGUACGCAGACUGCAAGCUCGCGGCCGCCAGCGGCCUGGGCGAGGAGGCCGAGGGCUCCGAGCAGAGCCCGUCGCCCACCCAGCUCUUCCCCUGGAUGCGCCCUCAAGCAGCCGCCGGACGCAGGCGAGGCCGCCAGACCUACAGCCGCUACCAGACCCUGGAGCUGGAGAAAGAGUUCCUAUUUAAUCCCUAUCUGACGCGCAAGCGGCGGAUCGAGGUGUCGCAUGCGCUGGGACUGACAGAGAGACAGGUCAAAAUGUUCCAGAACCGGAGGAUGAAGUGGAAAAAAGAGAACAACAAAGACAAGUUCCCCAGCAGCAAAUGCGAGCAGGAGGAGCUGGAGAAGCAGAAGCUGGAGCGAGCCCCGGAGGCGGCCGAUGAGGGCGAGGCGCAGAAAAGCGACAAGAAGUAAAGGGGCUGCAGCUGGGACAGCCAGGGCCCGGGGCCGCCCUCCGCCCGCCCGCCCGCCGGGUGCCCCGGCAGCCGCGUCGCCGUCGCCCGCCCCCAGCCCGAGAGCGAGCGCUCCGGCCCUGCUCGCGGGGCCCCCAAGCUCCGGCCUCCCACCGCAGCGUCCCCGCCGCGCCAGUCCCCGCUAGUGGUAGUAUCUCGUAAUAGCUUCUGUGUGUGAGCUACCGUGGAUUCCUGCCCUUCUCUCGGGGGGGCCGGGGGGCCAAGCAGAAA